Messenger RNA from Schistosoma guineensis, 504 nucleotides. The record is from the annotation of a GenBank genome assembly. Lineage: Eukaryota; Metazoa; Platyhelminthes; Trematoda; Strigeidida; Schistosomatidae.
AUGGUCCUGAAGCCUCAUGAUAAAAGUGAAAUCGAUAAUGAACGAUUAUUAUCAGUUGCGUCCUGUAUAAUUAGAGAUCGUCUUUAUUUCCUAUCUUGCAAAACUCCACCAAGAAGUAAUUCUUCCAUUCACUUCUUUUCCAUUGAUGAAGAAUUAUGCUAUGAAAAUUUUUAUGCAGAUUUCGGUCCACUGAGUCUUGGUCAACUAUACAAAUACUGUAAUAAACUGAACAAAAAGCUCAAGUCUGGUAGUUUAAAAGAAAAGAAAAUUGCACACUUUACAUCACAUGACUCACGUAAACGAGCGAAUGCUGCAUUUCUCAUUGGAAGUUAUCAGAUCAUAUAUUUGGGACGCACACCAGAAGAAGCGUAUAAAAAUUUAACUUUAAAUGAUAAUCGACCAUUUCUCCCUUUUCGAGAUGCCUCUUUUGGUGCAUCUACUUAUCACUUAACAUUGUUGGAUUGUUUAUUUGCUGUCAAUAAACUCUUCACACAAGCAAUAUAG